UCUGUAAGCUCACAACAGCCGCUUCUCAACACUGUUGUCACUUUCCGUGCCCAAACGAAGCAUCCGCUGCACGGGCGGCGCCGCAGCAUGGCUCGCUUACACCCGGCGCUAUCCGCCGCCGUGCUCCUUCUCGCCGUCACCACCGGCUGCCGCGGCUUCCAGAUCGAGGAGGCCACCCUCGACGCCAUCCGCCAGGGCUUCAGCAACGGCAGCCUGACAUCCGCGGCGCUCGUCGGGCACUACCUGGACCGCAUCGCCCGCCUCAACCCUCUCCUCCGCGCCGUCAUCGAGGUCAACCCCGACGCGCUCCGGCUCGCCGCACGCGCGGACGCCGAGCGGUCGUCGUCUUGCCGGCGCCGCGGCGGCGGCGCGCUGCACGGCGUGCCCGUCCUGCUCAAGGACAACAUCGGCACCCGCGACCGGCUGAACACGACGGCCGGGUCGCUGGCGCUGCUGGGGUCCGCGGUGGCGCGCGAUGCCGGCGUGGUGGCGAGGCUGCGGCGCGCCGGCGCCGUGGUGCUCGGCAAGGCCAACAUGGAAGAGUGGGCCAACUUCCGCAGCGUGGAGGGCUCCGGCGGCUGGAGCGCGCGCGGCGGCGAGGGACGGAAUCCGUACGUGCUGUCGGCGGAUCCAUGCGGGUCGAGCACCGGAUCGGCGAUUGCCGCGGCGGCGAACAUGGCGGCGGUGACGCUCGGGUCAGAAACCGACGGCUCCAUACUCUGCCCGGCGUCCUACAACUCGGUGGUCGGGAUCAAGCCAACGGUCGGAUUGACCAGCCGGGCUGGAGUUAUCCCCAUUUCCCCGAGGCAAGACACUAUUGGGCCAAUAUGCCGCACUGUUGCUGAUGCUGUAGAAGUGCUGGAUGCUAUUGUUGGUUACGAUGCUCGUGAUUCAAAAGCGACAAGAGCAGCGUCAAAGCACAUUCCUCCUGGUGGAUAUAUGCAGUUCCUGAAAAUAGAUGGGUUAAAUGGUAAGAGAAUUGGCAUUCCCAAUGGAUUUUCAAAUGGGAUGGAUCAGCAGAUUAUUUUUCAGCAACACUUAGACACAAUGAGGAAGCAUGGCGCAAUCUUGAUAGAGAACAUAGAAAUACCCAAUUUGAGUGUCAUAUUGGAUAUGUUUAUCAAUGGCGAAUUGAUUGCACUACCAGCAGAGUUCAAGCUAAGCCUAAAUGCUUAUUUGUCAGACUUAUCCAAGUCUCCAGUUCGUUCCCUCACAGAGAUAAUAGAAUUUAACAAUGAACAUCCCAUUGAGGAAAAGCUAAAAGAAGUUGGGCAGCUCAUCUUCCUUGUAGCUGAGAAUACUACCGGCAUUGGUGCCCCUGAAAGAGCAGCAAUCCAACAGCUAAACAUGCUGUCAUCUGACGGAUUGGAGAGGCUGAUGAAGGAGCAACAGUUGGACGCUAUCGUGGCGCCUAAUGUCAGUGUAGCUGAUGUUCUCGCCAUCAGUGGCUUGCCAGGGAUCACUGUGCCUGCUGGGUACAGCAAGACAGGAGUCCCAUUUGGUAUUUGCUUUGGUGGCUUGAAGGGCUAUGAGCCAAGGCUAAUACAGAUAGCCUAUGCGUUUGAACAAGCUACCAGAGUACGGAAGAUUCCCACGUUCAUGCCAUAGUAGUACUAAAAAGGACAGUUACUUCGUUAUCGUUGUAUUGUAGAUCAUGACAUGAUAUUUAAAUAAUCAUCAGGAUGCCAUCAAGCUGAAAAUCAUGCAAAUAUUCAUCCACAAA
Messenger RNA from Panicum virgatum (switchgrass), 1723 nucleotides. RefSeq names its product probable amidase At4g34880. Bases 88 to 1608 code for a protein of 506 amino acids. NCBI's taxonomy places the organism in Eukaryota, Viridiplantae, Streptophyta, Magnoliopsida, Poales, Poaceae. The record is from RefSeq and is a predicted model, not a curated record. The transcript is spliced from 5 exons.